Anopheles cruzii is the source of this 6475-nucleotide messenger RNA. RefSeq names its product U5 small nuclear ribonucleoprotein 200 kDa helicase (gene l(3)72Ab). The coding region runs from base 1 to 6444 and encodes 2147 amino acids. NCBI's taxonomy places the organism in Eukaryota, Metazoa, Arthropoda, Insecta, Diptera, Culicidae. The record is from RefSeq and is a predicted model, not a curated record. The transcript has 4 exons. Gene Ontology annotation, cellular component: nucleus. Gene Ontology annotation, molecular function: ATP hydrolysis activity; nucleic acid binding; ATP binding.
AUGGCUGACGCAGCGGCAAGACAGCUGCAGUACGAGUACAAGGCGAACUCCAAUUUGGUGCUGCAAGCGGAUGUGCGGCUUAUCGAGCGUCCGCGGCGUGAUGAAGCGACCGGUGAGGUGAUAUCGCUCGUCGGCAAGCUCGACGGAACCCGGAUGGGUGACCGGGCGCAACGCAGCAAACCGGAAAAGACGCAGGAGCGGAAAGCGAAGCGACAGAAGCGUGACGAGGCACAGUACGACUUUAACAGCAUGAAGGGCGCCACGCUGCUGUCGGAGGGCAUUGAUGAAAUGGUCGGCAUCGUGUAUCGGCCGAAAACGCAGGAGACGCGCCAAACGUACGAGGUGCUGCUGAGCUUCAUCCAGGAAGCGAUCGGCGAUCAACCGCGUGACAUUUUGCGCGGUGCGGCGGACGAAAUUUUGGCCGUUCUGAAGAACGAUCGGAUGAAGGAACGCGAAAAGAAGCGCGAGAUCGAUGGACUGUUGGGAAGCGUGACGGAUGAACGGUUCGCGUUGCUCGUGAAUCUCGGGAAAAAGAUCACCGAUUUCGGCUCGGAAGCGGCCAGUGCCAUCGGUGCCGUGGGUCAGGCGGGUCCGGGUGGUGAUGAGCAGAUCGACGAAACGUACGGCAUCAACGUGCGGUUCGAGGAGUCGGAAGAGGAAUCGGACGAGGACAAGUACGGUGAGGUGCGCGAGGACGACGGGCAGGACGAGGGCGAAGAGGCCCGUGAUGAUGGUAUUCUGCACGCGGAAAACCUGGGCGGUGGGGACGAUGCGAACAAGAAGGAGAAGGCACUGGACCCGCGCGACAUUGACGCUCACUGGUUGCAGCGGUGCCUGCGGAAGUACUACAACGAUUCGAUGAUGUCGCAGGCGAAGGCCCUCGAAGUGCUGAGCGUGCUGAAGGAGUCGGGCGACGAUCGGGAGUGCGAAAAUCAGCUCGUGCUGUUGCUAGGCUACGAUUGCUUUGAUUUCAUCAAACUGCUCAAAAAGAACCGCCAGAUGGUGCUGUACUGUACGAUGCUGGCCCAGUCGCAGAGUGAAAGCGAUCGGGCCAAGCUGCGCGAACGCAUGAGGUCCGACGCGGCACUGGCCAAGAUUCUGCGCCAGCUCGAUACGGGCAAGCAGGAAGCGCAGGACGGUGCGUACGCGGCAGUGGCACACGAAGACUCGAAAACAAUGGCGGCGGUGAACGGCGGUGGUGUCAGAGGACAAAUUGCCGGCAACCGUACGGUGCUCGAGCUGGAUGAGCUGGCGUUCACGCAGGGAUCGCACCUGAUGGCCAACAAGCGCUGCCAGCUGCCGGACGGAUCGUUCCGCAAGCAGCGCAAAGGCUACGAAGAGGUGCACGUUCCGGCCCUGAAGCCCCGCCCGUUCGAUGACGAUGAAGAGCUGAUCACAAUCGAAAAGCUCCCGAAGUACGUGCAGCCCGUGUUUAGCGGCUUCAAGACACUGAACCGCAUCCAGAGUCGCCUGUAUCGGAGCGCGCUCGAAAGCGACGAGAAUCUGCUGCUGUGCGCACCAACCGGAGCCGGUAAGACGAACGUGGCGCUGCUCACGAUGAUGCGCGAGAUCGGCAAGCACAUCAACGACGAUGGGACGAUCAACGUGGACGAGUUCAAGAUCAUUUACGUGGCGCCGAUGCGAUCGCUCGUACAGGAGAUGGUCGGCAACUUUGGGCGCCGGCUGGCCACGUACAACCUGACCGUGUCCGAGCUGACCGGUGACCAUCAGCUGAGCCGCGAGCAGAUUGCCGCCACGCAGGUGAUCGUGUGUACGCCGGAAAAGUGGGACAUUAUCACGCGCAAGGGUGGCGAAAAGACGUACACGCAGUACGUGCGGUUGGUGAUCAUCGACGAGAUUCACCUGCUCCACGACGAGCGCGGCCCGGUGCUGGAGGCACUGGUUGCGCGCACGAUCCGCAACAUCGAAACGACGCAGGAGGACGUGCGGCUGGUCGGGUUGUCGGCUACGCUGCCCAACUACCAGGACGUGGCCACGUUUUUGCGUGUCCGGCCCGAGACGGGCCUGUUUUACUUCGACAACAGCUACCGGCCGGUGGCGCUCGAGCAGCAGUACAUCGGUGUGACGGAGAAGAAGGCCCUCAAGCGGUUCCAGGUGAUGAACGACAUCGUGUACGAGAAGGUGAUGGAGCACGCGGGCCGCAACCAGGUGCUGGUGUUUGUGCACUCGCGCAAAGAGACGGGCAAAACGGCACGCGCCAUCCGCGACAUGUGCCUGGAGAAGGACACGCUCGGUUCGUUCUUGCGCGAAGGCUCGGCCAGCAUGGAGGUGCUCCGGUCGGAAGCGGACCAGGUGAAGAACCAGGAGCUGAAGGACCUGCUGCCGUACGGGUUCGCGAUCCAUCACGCCGGCAUGACGCGCGUCGAUCGUACGCUGGUCGAGGAUCUGUUUGCCGAUCGGCACAUUCAGGUGCUCGUCUCGACCGCCACCCUGGCGUGGGGUGUGAAUCUGCCGGCGCACACCGUCAUCAUCAAGGGCACGCAGGUGUACAACCCGGAGAAGGGCCGCUGGGUCGAGCUCGGGGCACUCGACGUGCUGCAGAUGUUGGGCCGUGCCGGACGCCCGCAGUACGACACGAAGGGCGAAGGCAUUCUGAUCACGAACCACAGCGAGCUACAGUACUAUCUGUCGCUGUUGAACCAACAGCUACCGAUCGAAUCGCAGCUCAUCACGAAGCUGCCCGACAUGCUGAACGCCGAGAUCGUGCUCGGUACGGUACAAAACGUAAAGGACGCCGUGACGUGGCUCGGUUACACGUACCUCUACAUCCGCAUGCUCCGCCAGCCAACGCUGUACGGUGUAUCGAUCGAUGCCGUACAGGACGAUGCCCUGUUGGAGCAGUUUCGGGCCGAUCUGGUGCACACGGCUGCCCUGCACUUGGAGCGCAGCGGUCUGGUGAAGUACGAUCGCAAGAGUGGCCACCUGCAGGUGACGGAAGUGGGCCGAAUUGCGUCGCACUAUUACUGCACGCACGAAACGAUGCUCACGUACCAUCAGCUGCUGAAGCCGACGCUCAGCGAAAUCGAACUGUUCCGUGUGUUCUCGCUGUCGGGCGAGUUCCGCAACAUUACGGUGCGCGAGGAGGAAAAGCUGGAGCUGCAGAAGCUGAUGGAGCGCGUACCGAUUCCGAUCAAGGAGAGCAUCGAGGAGCCGAGCGCCAAGGUGAACGUGUUGCUGCAGGCGUACAUCUCGCAGCUUCGGCUCGACGGGUUCGCCCUGAUGGCCGAUAUGGUGUACGUGACACAGUCGGCCUCGCGGCUGCUGCGGGCGAUCUUCGAGAUCGUCCUGCACCGUGGCUGGGCUCAGCUGGCCGACAAGUGUCUGACGCUGUGCAAAAUGAUCGAUCGCCGCAUGUGGCAAAGUAUGUCCCCGUUGCGGCAGUUCCGCAAGAUGCCGGAGGAGAUUGUGAAGAAGAUCGAAAAGAAGAGCUUCCCCUGGGAGCGGCUGUACGAUCUGGAGGCGAACGAAAUCGGCGAACUGAUCCGUGUGCCGAAGCUGGGCAAAACCAUCUACCGGUUCAUCCACCAGUUCCCGAAGCUCGAGCUGUCGACCCACAUCCAGCCGAUCACGCGCUCGACGCUGCGGGUCGAGCUGACCAUCACGCCCGACUUCCAGUGGGACGAGAAGGUGCACGGCCAGUCGGAAGCGUUCUGGAUUCUGGUGGAGGACGUCGACUCGGAGGUGAUCCUCCAUCACGAGUACUUCCUGCUGAAGGCCAAGUACUGCACCGACGAUCACCUGGUGAAGUUCUUCGUGCCCGUGUUUGAGCCCCUGCCACCGCAGUAUUUCCUGCGGAUCGUAUCCGAUCGGUGGAUUGGGGCCGAAACGCAGUUACCCGUCUCGUUCCGCCAUCUGAUCCUGCCCGAGAAGAACCUACCGCCGACGGAGCUGCUCGAUCUGCAGCCCUUGCCGAUCAGUGCCCUGCGCGAGGGCUCGUUUGAGGCACUGUACGCGGAUCGCUUUCCACAGUUUAAUCCCAUCCAGACGCAGGUGUUCAAUGCGGUGUACAACAGUGAGGACAACGUGUUUGUCGGGGCACCGACCGGGUCGGGCAAAACGACGAUCGCCGAAUUUGCGGUACUCCGCUUGCUGGCCCAAAAUCCGGCCGGCCGGGUCGUGUACCUGGUGGCAAAGGAUGCGCUGGCCGAGCUCGUGUUUCACGAGUGGCACCAACGGUUCGGCCAGUCGUCGCUCGGCUGCAAGGUGGUCCGGCUGACGGGUGAAACCGGCACCGAUCUGAAGCUGAUCGCGAAGGGUCAGAUCAUUGUGACGACGGCCGACAAGUGGGACGUCCUGUCGCGGCGCUGGAAGCAACGGAAGAACGUCCAGAACGUGCAGCUGUUUAUCGUCGACGAACUGCAGCUGAUCGGGGGCGAGGACGGACCGGUGCUGGAGGUGGUCUGCUCGCGGAUGCGUUACAUCUCGUCGCAGAUCGAGAAACCGAUUCGCAUCGUGGCCCUGUCGGCCUCGUUGGCUGACGCACGCGACAUCGCACAGUGGCUCGGUUGCAGCACCAAUGCGACCUUCAAUUUCCACCCCUCGGUCCGUCCGAUUCCACUCGAGCUGCACGUCCAGGGGCUCAACAUAACGCACAAUGCGUCGCGCAUUGCGGCCAUGUCGAAACCGGUGUACAAUGCCAUCAGCAAAUUUAGCCCGCAUAAGCCGGUGAUUGUGUUUGUCACUUCCCGGAAGCUGGCCCGUUUGACGGCGAUCGACGUGCUGACGUACUGUGCGGCGGAACUGCAACCGAACCGGUUUUUCCACGCCGAAGAGGACGACAUCAAACCGUUCCUGGACCGGAUGUCGGACAAAACGCUCAAGGAGACGCUCUCGCAGGGUGUGGCCUAUAUGCACGAGGGCCUCACAGCGUCCGAUCAGCGGAUGGUGGAGCAGCUGUUCGAUUCGGGCGCGGUGCAGAUCGCGAUCUGUACGCGCGAUCUGUGCUGGGGGCUCAACAUCAGUGCCCACCUGGUGGUCAUCAUGGACACGCAGUACUACAACGGGCGGAGCCACUCGUACGACGAUUAUCCGAUCACGGACGUGAUGCAGAUGGUGGCGCGCGCCAACCGGCCGCUCGAGGACGACGAUGCCAAGGCGGUGCUGAUGUGCCAGAGCUCGAAGAAGGACUUUUACAAAAAGUUUCUCAACGAACCGCUACCGGUCGAGAGUCAUCUCGAUCACCGGAUGCAUGAUCACUUCAACGCCGAGAUUGUCACGAAGACGAUCGAGAACAAGCAGGAUGCGGUGGACUAUCUGACCUGGACGUUUCUGUACCGGCGGUUGACCCAGAACCCGAACUACUACAACCUGCAGGGUGUCACGCAUCGUCACCUGUCCGAUCAUCUGUCGGAGCUGGUCGAGACGACGCUCUCGGAUCUCGAACAGUCCAAGUGUAUCGGCGUGGAGGACGAAAUGGACACGCUCCCGCUGAACCUGGGCAUGAUUGCGGCCUACUAUUACAUCAACUACACGACGAUCGAGCUGUUCAGUUUGUCGCUCAACAGCAAGACCAAGAUCCGAGGGCUGCUGGAGAUCAUCUCGUCGGCGGCCGAGUACGAGGAUCUGAUCGUGCGCCACCACGAGGACAACAUUCUGCGCAGUCUCGGCGUCCGGUUGCCGAACAAACUGACCGGCCCGAACGGGACCGCCCCGAAGUUUAAUGAUCCGCACAUCAAAACGAAUCUGCUGCUGCAGGCGCACCUGUCCCGGUUGCAGCUCGGGGCCGAGCUGCAGGGCGACACAGAGCAGAUCCUGGGCAAAGCGAUCCGCCUCGUGCAGGCGUGCGUCGAUGUGCUGUCGUCGAACGGGUGGCUGUCGCCGGCCGUGGCCGCCAUGGAGCUGGCCCAGAUGGUCACGCAGGCGAUGUGGAGCAAAGACUCGUACCUGAAGCAGCUGCCACACUUUGGCGCCGACAUUAUCAAGCGCUGCCAGGAGAAGGGCAUCGAGACGGUGUUCGACAUCAUGGAGCUGGACGAUGACGAUCGGUCGCGCCUGCUGCAGCUCACCGAUCAGCAGAUGUCGGAUGUGGCCCGGUUCUGCAACCGCUACCCGAACAUCGAGCUGACGUUCGAGGUGCUCGACAAGGACCGGAUCCACUCGGGCUCGUCGGUGAACGUGGCCGUCAAUUUGGAACGCGAGGACGACGUUACUGGCCCCGUGAUCGCACCAUUCUUUCCGCAGAAACGCGAGGAAGGCUGGUGGGUGGUGAUCGGUGAUCCUAAGACGAACUCGCUGCUCUCGAUCAAGCGGCUGACGCUGCAGCAGAAGGCGAAGGUGAAGCUGAACUUUGUCGCGCCCAGCCCGGGCCACCACGAGUACACGCUGUACUACAUGAGCGAUUCGUACCUGGGCUGCGAUCAGGAGUACAAAUUCUCCAUCAACGUCGGUGACUUCCAGUCGGAGAGUGAAAGUGAAUCGGAUUAGGAACCGCACGUGGGCAGAAUUUAUCGUUCGA